Molecule: messenger RNA, 2811 nt
Organism: Stylonychia lemnae
Lineage: Eukaryota; Ciliophora; Spirotrichea; Sporadotrichida; Oxytrichidae
Source: the annotation of a GenBank genome assembly
AUGAAGUUUGGACAAUAAUUUGAGUUUCACAAAAUACCCGAAUGGUAUUCAGAAUACUUAAACUACUAAAAACUGAAAGAAUUAGCUAAAGGUUUUGAUCAUCAAGUAAAAGAUGGUAGAUUACAAAGGUUGAAAGGAAUUUAUUAUCUGACAUCCAAAAAUUGCGUGAUUCCUAUGGACAUAUUUACUCAAGUUUCUAAAAAGUAUAGUGGGAGAAGAGCACAAACCUAUCAUGAUCUUGAGAAUUAAGACACUGAUAGUCUUUAAUCUAAUGGAAAUGCGGAAAAUAUGCAUAAUUCUCUCUAAUGCAAAGCAGAUUUAGCUGGAGCAGACCUUGCUGAGCACUAGUUCAUUCAGAGAGAAAUUCAAUUUAACAUAGAACAUGAAGGACAUAAGAGAAGAAAGCAUUCGUCUUAUAAAAAUAGAACAUUCGUAGAUUCAAUCAUCAAUAUAAGCAAUAUAGAACUAGAUAUUAAGGAGGAAAAGUAAAGCUUUAUCAAUCUAAUGAAAGAAAAUUCGGGCAAAUCUCCAAAUCUGAAAAAAUAUGAUAUGGAAUCUCCUUUACUUAAUGUGACUGAUAACUCGAUCAGGUAGGAGCCAACAGCAUUGACAAUAGAUAUUCCAUAAAUAGACAAAAAAUAGAUUUAAUAUCUAAGAAUUAAUCAAGAUGAUGAUAACCCACAAAUGCAAAUUGAAUCAGAGGAUUUGAUGAAGGAUUGGGUAAAUAUACUUAUUACUGAGAUUGGCAGAAUCGAAACAUUUUAUACAAGAAUGUGUGAAGAAUACAGGAAUGAGUUCAAUAUUCUCAAUAGAAGAUUUCAUUCAAAAUUUAGUCCUAAUAGUCCGCUUUUAGGUGGCCCUGAUGGUAGGACAAGCAUGAAUGGAAUAAAUGACAGAUAUGAUUAGUAGUCAUUCGACGAUAGCAAGGUAUAUUAGAAAAGGAAUGAAUCAAACUAAUAUAAUUAAAGUGAAACAAGAGGUAAAAGGCACAUUGUUUAAGAUGAAAAUUAUCUUCAUGUUAACCCAAAAAGCUCUUUUCUUAAUGAUCAUAAUAAGGCUGGUGGUGAAGAAGAAAUAAGCUAAAAUCAACCUAAGCUAGAGCAUAAAAACUCUUAUUAAAAGCCAUAAAGUGGAGUGAACACUCCCAUUCUUGAAAGAAGAUUGAGAAAAUCGUAUACAGUUGAUGCACAAAAGCUACACAAAGUUAAAGAUGAACUUGAAUACGCAACUAAUUGGAGGAGAGCAUUCAGUAAAAUUUAUGUUCAUGUUAAAUGGCUUAACGCUUAUGCUAAAAUUAACUAUAUUGCAUGCUUGAAAUUAAUUUCAAAAUUAAUGAAACAAUAUUUCCUAUUAAAGGAUAAUAUUAUUGAUAAAAAACUCACGUUACUUCUCAAUAAGCAACAAUUUGCAAAGAAAAGGCUAGCAGCAUAGCUUAAUAGAGACAUCAUUUCAGGGUAUGCUGAUAAUUUUAUGCAUGGGAAAAUUGAAAAAGCUAUUAAAGUCCUUGAUUCUCAUCAUCAUUAAAUGAGAAAGAAAGAUGAGUAUGCUUUUUAAUCAAUUAAAAUUUUCUAGGUUACUCUGAUACUAUUCACAAUUUUGACAUUCUUUUUUAUGGGCCAAAUAUUCAUUAUUAAGUUGGAUUACUUAUUUGAUCCUAGCGCUGCUUUUAGUUUAGCAGUGAUACUAAUAUUCAUCUUGAUUUGUUUUCAACCAUUUCAUUUUUUCUAUUAACGGGCGAGAUUUGAGUUGCUAAUUGUUUUGAUUAAUAUAUUCAUUUCACCAUUCGGAGUCGUACGGUUUAAGCAUUUCUUCCUCGCAGACAUCCUUACUAGUUUUGUCAACCCAUUUAAAGAUCUUGGCUCUAUUGGCUGUUUUUAUUUUAAGGGACUCUGGGAAAAUUCUGAAUACCCUGAUUCUCAAGAAUGUCCAGAUCUCCAAAAUUAUACCUUGAUAAUAGCCUUUCUUCCAUAUUGGUUUAGAUUCGCAUAAUCUACUCUUGGGAUCUUUACAUGGAUUGGGGGUUAUUAAGAUCACGAGAAAAAGGAAAGCAAUUUUUAAGAUCCAAGCUCCUCUAUCCAUCUUGGUUUUACUACUAUGCAAUAGUAUCCAACUUUAUCAUGCGCUUUUUCUGGAUAAUAUCUCUAAUUAAAUACGAUUAAUGGGUUAAUGAUGCUUAGAUAAUCGUACUGGUCAUGUCCAUAGUUGAGGGUUUCAGAAGAGCAUAGUGGAGCUUAAUAAGAAUUGAAAAUGAAAAUGUAAAUAACUUCGAAAGGUAUAGAAAUAUUCUCUAGAUCCCUGCAUUCAAGGAUGAAGAUGAAAUCGAGACUGAUGAUGACUCAGGGAAAAAAUGAUUAUGUAUUAAACUUAUCAAUCAUCGAAUUUAAUAAACUAAAAUUCUUGUUAAUUCUAAAUCCUUAUUAUUAUAUAUAUUAAAUAUCAAAGAUGGGCAAGCAAAUCUUUAAGAAGGGUGGAAAAACUGCAAAGAAAAUCAAUUUGAAGUUCUAGAUCAACUGCAAGCUUCCAAUUGAGGACAACGUUAUUGUCUUGAACGACUUCGAAAACUUCCUCAAGCAAAGAAUCAAGGUAGAAGGCAAGCCAGGCAACUUAGGAAGCGCAGUGAGUGUUACCAAGGAUUCCUCAAACAUCAUCCUCUAAUCCACCGUCCCCUUCAGCAAGAGAUAUCUCAAGUACUUAACAAAGAAGUACCUCAAGAAGCAAGACUUAAAGGAAUAUCUUAGAGUUGUUGCCACUAACAAAAACCAAUACGAACUCAGAUAUUUCAACAUCCAAAGUGAUGAAGCCGCUGAAUGA